Oncorhynchus tshawytscha (Chinook salmon) is the source of this 2804-nucleotide messenger RNA. RefSeq names its product transmembrane protein 205. NCBI's taxonomy places the organism in Eukaryota, Metazoa, Chordata, Actinopteri, Salmoniformes, Salmonidae. The record is from RefSeq and is a predicted model, not a curated record. The coding region runs from base 1154 to 1720 and encodes 188 amino acids. The transcript has 5 exons.
CUUCAGUAAGGCUGGUUUCUUAGCGUUCAUAGCAAUGGUUAUCAACUGUGCGCAGAGAUGGAACGUAAAUCACAGAAAAUAUAUAUUGUGGUGGAAACUGCAGAUAAGUAUUUUGGUAAACGAGAUCUGACUUCUGAAGAGUUACAGGGUGUGUUGAGGGAUGGGGUUAUGUCCUCCCAGGUCGUUGGCAUGGUGCAGGAGCAGAUAGCAUCAAAGUAGUGGAUUGGGGUAGAGGGUUCUUAAUGAGUGUAGUUUUUUAAAUGAAAUAGUGGUGUAUAGGUGUAGGGUUAGUUGGUGGUGCAAUUAUUAAUAUUUAUUUUACGAACAAGAAUAAUUCAGAUAGGUUGGCCGUGACUGGCCUCACACUUCAGUACAGUAGGUGGCAGUGCACCUUAAAGUCGUAUCCGCAGACCCAUCUCCAACGAAGAAGAAGAGCGCCUCUGUCUCCAGUCAGCAAGGAAAGGUGUCGUUUUCAAGACUGCAACAAACUGGUAGCUAUUUGAGAUGUCCAGGAGAAACAAGAAAACAAUGGUUUAGAAGAGGUAUCUAAAGAAGAAGAUGGGGAAGAAUACAACCCAGAGCACGAUGCAUCAUCUUCAGAUGGAGAAAUCCCCCAAGCUGAAAGAUACAUUUUUGUCAAAGAACAGCAAAAUAACAUGGUCCUUUUCACCAUAUGACAACCAGGGCAGGAAGGCAGCACAAAUGUCAUAAGGAUGGCCCCAGGGCCCACAAGGCAUGCAGUUGCCCAGGACAUUACCUCAACAUUCUACAUGUUCACACCAGCCAUCGAAAAAAAAUCAUCCUGGAAAUGAUAAAAUUAGAGACAACUCAAAGGAUGGAUGAGAUUGACCUGCGUGUCUACAUAGGGCUGCUAAUCUUAGCGGGUGUGUAUAGGUCCCGAGGCAAGGCUACAUGUAGUCUCUGGGAUGCAGAGAGUGGAAGGGCGAUUUUCCGUGCCAUGAUGCCAGUCUUUCACACGGUCUCAAGAAUGCUAAAAUUUGAUAACUGAGUCAAGGUGUGAGAGACAAACUGGCAGCCAUAAGAAGUGGAUGGAGUGUCUGCCAUACCUCUACAACCCUGGGCCUAAAGCAACUGGUUCUAUUCAGAGGGAUCCAGGCAGAGAGAAAGGUGGAAGGAGACGGCUGGACUGACAAUGACCACUGAAGGGGAUCCCAGCCUCUCUGCCAAACUGCUGCAACUGGUGCUGCUGUCCACCUACUGGGGCAUGCAGAUCUGGUUUACCUGCAUAUCAAGCUUUGUGAUGGAAAGCCACCUGAACAGACACACAUUUGGUUUGAUCCAGAGCAGACUGGUUCCGUUCUACCUUCACCUGGGCUCUCUCUGUGCCUUCCUCAACCUGACGCUGUUCGCUGUCUACCACCCUGCAGACCUGCUAGAUGACAGAGAGGCCUUCCAGAUUGGGGUAUACUUCCUGUGUGUGUCGGUAGCAGCGGUCAACGCCCAGUGGUUCGGUCAGAUGACAUCAGAGAUAAUGGAAGACAUGCAUCUAAUGGAGCAAGCACAAGGAUUGGGCCAGGACAUUGGUCUAUCUACCAAUAGGGAGGCUUACGCCAAGCUGUGUGAGACAGAAGGUAGAUACAGGCGUCUGUCUGGUCAGCUGUGGCUUUACAGACGGUUGUCUUCGCUGUGUAACAUCUGCUGCAUUACCUGCAAUGCAUACAGCCUGUACUACCUAGCAGAGAACCUUACUUCACUAUAGCACAGUUACCAAAUCUGCAGUAUCUAUUGGCUGGGGAAAUAUGGAUGGUAAGUCCACGGGUGGCUGGAGUGAAUGGUAUCGACACAUUAAAAUCAUGGUUUCAUACUAUGAGCCGCCCUACCCUCACCAGCCUCCCGUGGUUAAGUCCAGCAACACUCAGGUUUGUUCUUUUUCAAGCCAUUUUAAUCUUCUACUAGAGCGAUGGAGAUGUAUUUUCAUUCUACUAGAGGAGAGAUGCAUUUUUAUUCUACUAGAGGAGAGAUGCAUUUUUAUUCUACUAGAGGAGAGAUGUAUUUUUAUUCUACUAGAGGAGAGAUGUAUUUUUAUUCUACUAGAGGAGAGAUGUAUUUUUAUUCUACUAGAGGAGAGAUGUAUUUUUAUUCUACUAGAGGAGAGAUGUAUUUUUAUUCUACUAGAGGAGAGAUGUAUUUUUAUUCUACUAGAGGAGAGAUGUAUUUUUAUUCUACUAGAGGAGAGAUGUAUUUUUAUUCUACUAGAGGAGAGAUGUAUUUUUAUUCUACUAGAGGAGAGAUGUAUUUUUAUUCUACUAGAGGAGAGAUGUAUUUUUAUUCUACUAGAGGAGAGAUGUAUUUUUAUUCUACUAGAGGAGAGAUGUAUUUUUAUUCUACUAGAGGAGAGAUGUAUUUUUAUUCUACUAGAGGAGAGAUGUAUUUUUAUUCUACUAGAGGAGAGAUGUAUUUUUAUUCUACUAGAGGAGAGAUGUAUUUUUAUUCUACUAGAGGAGAGAUGUAUUUUUAUUCUACUAGAGGAGAGAUGUAUUUUAUUCUACUAGAGGAGAGAUGUAUUUUUAUUCUACUAGGAGAGAUGUAUUUUUAUUCUACUAGAGGAGAGAUGUAUUUUUAUUCUACUAGAGGGAUGUAUUUUAUUCUACUAGAGGAGAGAUGUAUUUUUAUUCUACUAGAGGAGAGAUGUAUUUUAUUCUACUAGAGGAGAGAUGUAUUUUAUUCUACUAGAGGGAUGUAUUUUAUUCUACUAGAGGAGAGAUGGAGGGAUGUAUUUUAUUCUACUAGCGGAGAGAUGGAGGGAUGUAUUUUAUUCUACUGGAGGAGAGAUGGAGGGAUGU